Messenger RNA from Pseudoliparis swirei, 5900 nucleotides. RefSeq names its product complement C3-like. Gene Ontology annotation, cellular component: extracellular region. The record is from RefSeq and is a predicted model, not a curated record. The coding region runs from base 24 to 5288 and encodes 1754 amino acids. Lineage: Eukaryota; Metazoa; Chordata; Actinopteri; Perciformes; Liparidae. Gene Ontology annotation, molecular function: protein binding; endopeptidase inhibitor activity. The transcript is spliced from 43 exons.
CUCUGGGGAACCCGCCGGUCGCCAUGUGUCUCUGGGCGCUGCUCGUCGUGUCGCUGCUCUGUGGCUCUGAGGGAAAGACCGUCCCCAGAAAGCCCUGGAACAGAAGGUUUUCACCGAUCGGUCGCUACUGGGAGCUCCACGACCUGCGGACUCCAGCGGCGGCAGUUCGCUCUUCACCGAGGUUCACUCUGCUGGCUCCGGACCUGCUGAGGGCCGACAGCCAGGAGAACAUCUACCUCCAGGCCGACGGGGCCCCCGGCCCCUUCACGGCCUCCAUCUCCAUCCUGGACUUCAGUAAGACCACCUCGCUCUUCAGGGACUCGGUCUCACUCGGCCCGGACAAUGGAUUCCACGCUCUCAAGGCGAUACAGCUCCCCUCGGAUCGUUUGAGCCGCGAAGAGGAAAGGAACAAGUUUGUGUACCUGAAGGUGGACUUCGGGGGCUUCCACUCCGAGGAGAGGGUUCUGAUGGUGUCCUUUCACUCCGGAUACAUCUUCAUCCAGACCGACAAACCCAUCUACAACCCCGGAGACACCGUUCGAUUCAGAGUCUUCGUGUCCUCUUCGUCCUUCAAGGCCUUUGAGAGCUCCGUCACAAUCGACGUCCAGAAUGCAGACGGCGUGGUGGUGAAGCAGAUCCCCAGGAUCAGAGCGGCCGCCGGCGUCUUCUCCGACACGCUUCCUCUCUCCGAAUAUGUCAAUGAAGGAAAAUGGACGGUGACUGCAAGGUUUGACCACCGGCAGCAGAACACGUUCACCUGUGAGUUCCAGGUGAAGACGUACGUGCUUCCUGCCUUCAACGUGACCCUGACGCCCAGGAAGUCCUUCCUCAGCCUGGAGGACGGCCAGCUGGAGGUGGAGGUGGAGGCCAGGUACCUGUACGGGGAGCCGGUUCAGGGGACGGCCUACGUGGUGUUUGGGGUGAAGGUCAACCAGGAGAUGAGAAGGUUGCCUUCAGUGAAGCAGGUGUCGAAUCUGGAUGGAGGCGUCGUCAGUCUGAGCAUGGAGGAGCUCAAGACGGCUUACCCCAACGUCAGGUUUCUGGUGGGCAAGUCGUUGUAUGUGAAGGCCUCUGUGCUCACCAAGUCAGGCAGCGACCUGGUGGAAGCAGAGAAGACGGGCAUUAAAAUAGUGGCGUCUCCGUACGUGGUCUCCUUCAAAGACAUACCCAAGUACUUCAAGCCGGGCCUCCCCUUGGACUUCACAAUCCAGGUGAGCCACCAUGACGGCUCCGCGGCCCGAAACGUUCGGGUCACCGUGAAGCUGCUGAACACGGCCGUGGUCGUCUCCGGCGGCGGCAACGGCAGAAUGACCAUCAAUAUGCCGGCUGACCGACGCCCACAAACCAUCACGGCUGAGACCACGCAGGCCGACCUGAGCCCGGAGCAGCAGGCCCAUCAGCAGGUCACCGUCCAGCCGUACGUCCCCUUCAACCGGCACCAGCAGAACUACCUGUACAUCUCCACGGCAACCAACGCGGUGUCCUUAGGAGAGCGUCUGUCCCUGCAGCUGAGCAUCGUUCCUUCAGACCCGACGCACAGAGAGUUCAUCAGACACAUCACCUACCUGGUGCUGAGUAAAAGCAAAAUCGUUGUUGCCGAGCGCGUGGACGUGACGGGUCAGCUGGUCACCGCCGUCGGGCUGACGGUCACCCCGGAGAUGAUGCCAUCGUUCCGCUUCGUGGCGUUCUACGGGAUUCCCUGGGAGGGGCGGGAGGAGGUGGUGUCGGACUCCAUCUGGGUGGAUGUGGCAGAUUCCUGCGUUGGAGGGCUGACAGUCGGGCCGGUGGGCGGCGUUCCUCGAGACUACGCGCCCGGGAAGAGCUUUAGUUUUCAGGUCCGAGGUGACCCGGGGGCAAAGGUCAGCCUGGUGGCUGUGGACAACGCCGUGUAUCUGCUCAACAGGGACAGACUUACCCAGAGGAAGAUUUGGGGCGCGGUGGAGCACGGAGACAUCGGCUGCACCCGAGGGGGGGGCGGCGACGCCCGGUCAGUGUUCUCAGACGCUGGACUGCUCUACGCCUCCAGCGCCGGCUUCCAAACCCAAACCAGACAAGAGCUGCAGUGUCCACGCAGUCUCAGAAGGAGGCGUUCAGCCGAACUGAUGCAGCGUAAAGCCCAGCUGGAGAGUCAUUUCAAGAAGAAGCUGCAGCAGCGCUGCUGUAAGGACGGCCUCAGGGAGAUCCCCAUGCCGUACUCCUGCACGCGACGCUCCCUCUACAUCGCGGAGGGCUGGGAGUGCAUCAAGGCCUUCCGCUACUGCUGCGCCACCUUCAGGAACCAGGCGUUUGACACGGAGAUUCCCACCACGCCGCCACGCUGGUCCACAGCUGCCCCCACCACCACCUCCGCUCCAGACAAUUUUCCAGUCUAUUCUUUUCAGAGAAUCUUUCAAACAUCGGCAAGGAUGCCGCUGUCCCGGCGUACAUUUGAACGUGUUGGACCUGUGAUGUACACCAAGUCUGUAUUAGUCGGACGGCCUGAACUGCAAGCCUUUUCGAAUGCAAACAUAAGGGCGGAAGAACAAGAGGAAAUGGAGGAAGAGGAAGAGGAGUAUCUGGAUGAGACUCAAGUGUAUCUGCGAUCCAAGUUCUACGAGUCUUGGCUGUGGACGGACGUCAACCUGCCCGACCAGGCGGACCGAGACGGGCUGGCGUUGAAGAACGUGGACCAUCCCUUACCCGACAGCAUCACAGAGUGGGGAAUUCUGGCCGUCAGUGCAUCACCUCACACGGGCUUCUGUGUCGCGGAGCCAUACAACGUCAGAGCCUGGAGGCGCUUCUUCGUGGACCUGAAGCUGCCGUAUUCAGUGGCGAGGAACGAACAGGUCCAGAUUAAAGCCGUGGUGCAUAACUACGGCAACGACGACCUGCAUGUGCGGGUGGUGCUGAUGAAGACAGAAGGCAUGUGCAGCAUCGCCUUCAAAGACAAACACACGCAGGAAGUGAGUUUGCCGGCCGGCUCUUCCGUCACGGUGCCGUACACCAUCGUGCCGCUGGUGGUGGGGAAACUUCCUCUGGAGGUGAUGGUGGUCGCCAGAGGUAUGGGAGGAGACCGCAUCCAGAAACAUCUCCGGGUGGUGCUGGACGGAGUGCAGAAGACGAAUGUUUACAGUGUGGAGUUGAACCCGUCUGCUGAGGGAGGAACGCAAACUGUUCGCGUGGGCAAGAUCAAACUGAAGUCCGUUGUGCCGAACUCUGUGCCAGAGACAUUCAUCAAUGUCAGAGGCAACGUGUUGGCGGACAGCAUUGAUAACUCCCUCAGUGAGGACUCCCUGGCCUCCCUGAUCCGGAUGCCCGGCGGCUGUGUGGAGCAGAACUUGGUGAGCAUCUCUCUGCCGCUCAUCGCCACGCUCUACCUGGAGCGAACCAACAACUGGGAGAGUGUAGGUGUGGAGCGCAAGGCUGAAGCUCUCCGCUACAUCAAGAGAGGCUAUGAGAACCAGCUGGCAUUCAGAAUGAAUGAUGGCUCCUACCCCCCCUACAAGAGGGAAGGCGCAAGUACAUGGAUCACGGCGUACGUGGUGAAAGUCUUCUCCAUGGCUUACUCCAUCAUCGGCAUCGAUGAGCAGCACGUGUGUGAGCCUCUGAUCUACCUCGUGACGAAGAAACACGAGCUUCACAGGGGCAACUUUGUGGAGAGCAAUCCGGUUUACAGCACGACCAUGACGGGCGGUCUCCGUGGUGACGACCCCGAGACGACCCUGACGGCCUUCGUCCUCAUCGCGCUCGCUGAGGCCAAGCGGGCCGGGAUCGGCUGCACCGGUCCAGAUGUAGAGGAAGUUGUCCGUAAGACGGCUGAAUACCUGAAGCGAGCGCUGGUGGCGGCGGGGAGGAGGCCGUACACCGUGGCCAUCGCCUCCUACGCGCUGGCUCUGCUGGGGGGGGGUCAACGCUACGACCCGACGCCACCUUUACUCCGAGCUGCAGCUCCAGGUGGCAGCCACUGGCCCGACACCCAGAACCCCUUGUUCAGCUUGGAGGCCACAGGCUACGCCCUGCUGGCUCUGGUCAAGUUGGGGCGCCUGGAGGAAGCUGCAGCGCCGUUUAAAUGGCUGAACAGCCAGCGGAGGCGGGGGGGCGGCUUCGGCUCCACUCAGUCCACCGUGGUGGUGCUGCAGGCGCUGUCAGAGUACCUCAUUCACAAACCUCCUCCGGCUGACCUCAGUCUGGAUGUGGACGUCAAGAUGACGGGGCGCAGGGACGUCCGCUACCACUUCAACCCCCACACCGCCUACAUGGCCCGCUCCUCCCGGCUGCCUGCUAAUCUUGAUUUGGAAGUGGAGGCUCGAGGGAACGGGCGGGGAAUACUGGAGGUGGUGACUUAUUACAACCAACUUCACGAGGUGGAUGAGAAAACGCCCUGCAAGGACUUUGAGCUCAACGUCUCUAUCGAAGAAUCCAGCGACAAACCUCCAGCUGAUGUAGUAAAGUCCUACCAGAUCACCAUCAAAGUCAGGGCUUUGGGACCCAGAGAGGUCCGGAUGGUGGUUCUGGACAUCAGUCUGCCCACCGGCUUCACCGCAGAACACUCUGACCUGGAGAAGCUGUCAAACUCCGUGGACAGUUACAUCAGUAACUUCCAGACAGUUGAUAACCUGAGUGACCGAGGCUCUCUGAUCCUCCACCUGUUCAAGGUGUCUCACAAAGAGCCCGAGAUCCUGAUCUUCAGGCUGCAGCAGAGCUUCAAAGUCGGCCUCCUCCAGCCGUCCUCGGUCACCGUCUACGAGUAUUACAACCCAGAUCACCGCUGCAGUCACAGCUACUCUCCCAAAGAGGACCAAGAGGAGCUCACUCAGAUCUGCAGGGACAACGUCUGCCGCUGCACGCAGGGUGACUGCUGCGUCUCCAGAAGCGACAGUGAAAACUUCCCCAACAAAGAAAGAGAGACGUUUGCAUGCAUGAAUUUACACCACGUUUUCCGGGUGAAGGUGCUGAAUGUCACCCAGAGCUACUACGACAAAUACGAGAUGGAGAUCACACAAGUUGUCAAGCUGGGUGUGGAGGCAGGAGUUGAAGUGGGCCAGAGGAGGUUUUUCAUGUCCCACGGAGGCUGCAGAGAUGGACUGGUCCUGCAGCAGGGCUCCCAGUACCUCCUCAUGGGCCCCAAGGAGGACCAGUGGAACAUUGAAGUUGACACCAGCAGGUUCAUGUACAUGUUGGGAGAGGCCACCUGGGUGGAGCGCUGGCCUUCCCCUGCAGAGUGCUCCUCCAGCCCCAGCCUGCAGGCCAAGUGCAGGAGUCUGGAAGAUGCCGCUCAUGAACUGUCCAUCCACGGCUGCCGGCUGUAGAGGUGUCUGAGCUGCAGCUGAACGCCGCGCUUAUCUGCAAUCAUAUUUUUCUUGCAGCAAUGGAAAGAUGUCUGUGCACAUGAAUACACACCGAUAACUCAAGUUAUCUGUGAUCCAUUUCGGGGGACAAAUGAACAGAAAGUGGAGUCGAAUACGUCAACACACUCAUGAGGUGUCUCUCUAUGAGAGGGACCGCCAAGGAAGCCAUCUAUUCGUAUCGACUGGGGUUAAGACAGCCACUCACUCAUCGAGAGGACAACGCUAAAUACAUGUUCUUGAGUCUGAAAUACUCAUUACAUUCUGUAUUAAUUAGAGACAAAAUGGGCUGAUUAAAAAUAUCGAGCCAAACUCAUGUUCUGUUCAAAUUUGGAUAUCUGUAAUAUAUACAUGCGUGUAAAUAUAUAUAUGCACAUAUGUGUAUAUAUAAUUAAUUAAGUGGAGUUUAGAUCUCAGAAGAGCAAAUAAAAGCAUAUAAACUGGACGACAAGAACAGGCCAAGGAACACAGAGUGUAUAUCGGAAAAUAUGUAACACCAGAAAAGUUGAUUGUAAUGAUGAUUCUCUGAAGAUGAUUAAAAGCACUGGAAAGCUCAAUAACUGGUGCGUGAGUUCU